AUGACAAUUUACCCGACAUCAAUCGACGACGGCAAGCUCGAGAACUGCGCCUCCAAAGGCAUGCCUGACUGGCUCCUGCUAGCCGUGCGUCCUGGUGGCAUCCAUAGCCAGCUCAGGUGGCCUCAGGAGGCGCCGCCCGGACUCGGUUGA
Molecule: messenger RNA, 150 nt
Organism: Emiliania huxleyi CCMP1516
Lineage: Eukaryota; Haptophyta; Isochrysidales; Noelaerhabdaceae
Exons: 3
Coding region: 1-150 (49 amino acids)
Source: RefSeq, a predicted model, not a curated record